Messenger RNA from Chilo suppressalis (striped riceborer), 1074 nucleotides. The record is from the annotation of a GenBank genome assembly. Lineage: Eukaryota; Metazoa; Arthropoda; Insecta; Lepidoptera; Crambidae.
AUGGCAUCUGUUUCGGGGUUUUUACCAAGUGCUAGUGAUUUUUAUUUAGAGUUACAAGAUCGUGCGGACUUAGCAGAGGCUCGUCGUCACGAGAGAUUUCUGGCUGUGUUGCUGCUGCAGCGCGUAGCUCGCAGUUAUCUUAUACGUAAACACAUAGCGUGGUUAUCGAAGAAUGCUACGAUCAUCCAGUGCGCGUUUAGGGUUCAUAUGGCGCGAAAGGCCUAUCGAGCUGCCUUGAGGCGUGCCGUACGGAACAAACACGCCAGACAUUACGCUCGCGCUGCGACAAUUAUACAGGCACUCUACCGUGGUCAUCGUUCAAGACGUUUGAAAUUCUGUUAUCAUUCAUACCGCCGUUGGUUGAGGACUGUCACAGAAAGAGGUGAGAGGCAAGCGGCACAAGCAGCAGAGUUUGGAAUCCGAAGUAGAGCUGAUGACCUGAAGAUCCUCGAAGAGGAAGCACGGCAAUGGUUGGCCUUCGUGGUCUUUAAGCUCCAUCAUUUACUUAGGACUUACGUUUCUGCGGGAGUGUACUCGGAGCCAGCAACCUCAGAACUUACAGAAUUCGAAAAGCUACUGGCAUCUAUCCAGUACACCGAAUACAUGAAAAAAUUAAAAAGGAAAUAUGAUGAGUUCGUCAGGAAGCAUCAACAAAAAUUUUCGAACAAACGCCUCUUUCCCAUAAUUGGCGACGGAGCUGAUUACUGGUACAUGUCCUUGCCCGAAAUGUAUGAAUUAACCGCUCCACCCGUUAAAAAGAAGUCUGAUACGAGACAUAGAGCGACACAUCACGGUCCCAUCCACAAGGAACCUUUUCUAUGGAGAAAAGCUAGACAGCCAAGUCCUGGUCAAGGGAGGGGCCCUUUUAUGCCACCGAAAACUUCAGUGUCAAGAACACCACCUACCCCAGCCCCGACGCCUACAGCAGCAGGUGACGUAUUACACAAAGAUCCAAGAUUUCACCUAUAUGUCAAACAUUAUACCCCCCAACCGGAACUCUUUGAUUACGUCGACUUUCAUAUAAACGUCCUUCUGAGAAGAAAAUGUUCAAUAGAAAAUAUAAACGCAAAAUAA